AUGUCUUCCUCAUUCUUCAGCGGCAUGGAUACCGAGACACGGAAGCUGUUCUUCACGCUGCAGCAGGAGGAUCUCGAAGACAUACGUACAGGCGAUCCUGGCAAGGAGAUCGCUAGAAAGCCCUCGGACUCCCAGAUAGCCUUUCGCCUGUACGAAUCAGAGUUGAGAUCACUCUCUACUUCCUUCUCCGAGUACACGUCGACCAUACGUCAGUCCCACAGAAGUUUCACCGAGACUCACAGUCUUGUCAACCAAGAGUUGGGUGUGAUACCAGCACCGGGGAACAAGAGGAAGUUUCAACAGACAAAUGAAGACGAGGUCAGGCCUUCGAUUGAAUAUGCGGCUAGAACGGUUAUCGACUUGACGUUAGACUCGUUUUCCCCCUCGGCCUCACCUGAGCCCGACCUAUCCUUCAGUGAUGACGAUAUUCAAGAAGAACAAAACACUUGCGUGGCAUGUUUUAUCGUCAUAGGGGAAGAAGAAACCUUUCACGCCCAGUGCGACCACGAUUACUGCCUCGACUGCAUAGGCGAACUAUUCAAAGCUUGUCUCACUGGCGAGUUUCAAUUCCCCCCCAGAUGCUGUGGAGAGCCUAUCCCAAUAGACGUCGACUACGAUGCUGUUCCUGCAAAACUCAUGAAGAAGGUCAGAGACAAAGCGAUUGAGCUCACUACUCUUGACAGAACCUACUGUCGCCAGCCGACUUGCUCAACCUUUAUUCCCAAGGAAAGCAUCAAGAAUGAUGUGGCAAGCUGCCCUGAAUGUCGGGAAACAACGUGCAUUUUUUGCAAGGGUGCUGAGCAUGCAGACUAUGCCUGCAAUGAGGAUGAAGCAACUCAGGAACUUCUCAAGCUGGCCGAGAAGAACUCAUGGAAGAGAUGCCCUACAUGCCGUGCACUGGUGGAGCGAUACGACGGAUGUCUUCACAUGAUUUUGCUAUCGAUGCGGAGGGGCGUGGGCAGAACCCCACGACUGUAUCUGAUGCGGGCCAUGGAAUCCGACACUCUUCUGAUGAAAGAUUUUGAAGAUGAAGGGCAUGGUUGCCAUGACCGUUCGAGAGAUUAG
Molecule: messenger RNA, 1065 nt
Organism: Colletotrichum graminicola M1.001
Lineage: Eukaryota; Fungi; Ascomycota; Sordariomycetes; Glomerellales; Glomerellaceae
Product: IBR domain-containing protein
Exons: 2
Coding region: 1-1065 (354 amino acids)
Biological process (GO): protein polyubiquitination; positive regulation of proteasomal ubiquitin-dependent protein catabolic process; ubiquitin-dependent protein catabolic process
Cellular component (GO): cytoplasm; ubiquitin ligase complex
Molecular function (GO): ubiquitin conjugating enzyme binding; ubiquitin protein ligase activity; zinc ion binding
Source: RefSeq, a predicted model, not a curated record